GUCAUCGCUCGGAGCGCCCAUUCAUCUCUGCACUUGGGCGUUGGACCCCACGUCUUAUUAGCAACAAGGGAAAUUUCUCCAUUUUGCAGCCUGUCUACAGCGACACGGCCAGCAACCUGGGAUUUUAUUACUUCUCACCUGCUCUCCUGAAAAACCCUCCACACUCUGACUGGAGUUUGCUUUGCGUUUUCCCUGUGAACUUUUUCUUUGUGCACGCACAGUGAGUGAGAGAGAGAGGGGCUACCAGCGAAGAGCUUUGCGUUUCAACAAAGAGGCUUGGGUCUUUGUUCGCUUUUUGGAUCGGUCGAGUUUCUUUGUUGGAGCGAAAGCAUGGGAGCGCAACUGUCCAAGGCACCUGGAAAGGCUGAAACCGCGCCUGAAAAGCCAGGAGAGGCUGCUGCUUCACCCACCAAGACCAACGGACAGGAAAAUGGCCACGUUAAAGCCAAUGGGGAUGCCUCUCCUGCAGCAGCCGAAAAUGACAAAGAGGAGGUGCAAGCCAAUGGCAGCGCAACAGCCGAGGAGACCUCGAAGGAGGAAGCAGAGAAGGCCGAGCCUGCUCCUGCAGAGAAGGAGGGUGCAGAUGGGGAGAAGGUAGAGGCAGAGGCUCCUGCUGAGGGAGAGGCAGCUGCAAAGGGUGAGGAUGGUGCUGCACCUUCUACCAGCACUGAGACCCCUAAGAAGAAGAAAAAGAAGUUCUCCUUCAAAAAGUCGUUCAAGCUCAGUGGCUUUUCUUUCAAGAAGACCAAAAAGGAGACGGGCGACGGGGCCGAGAACGAAGAGGGAGCUGCAGGGUCCGCAACCGCAUCUGCAGAAGAGCCCAAAACCGAGGGCACGGAGGCGACAGCAGCGUCUGCCGGUGAGGAGGCCAAGCCUGCUGAAGGCGAGGCUGCACCUGCCACAGAGCAGACCAAGGAGGAGGUAGAGGCCAAACCAGAGGAGAAGGAGGAGGCAGCAGCAGCUGCACCAGAAACAGAAAAACCUGCGGAGGAGCCCGAGCAGGCCCCGGCCGCAGAGGAGCCAAAGGCUGAGGAAAAGUCGGCUGAACCUGCGGCCGAGGAAGUGCCCAAAACAGAGGAGGCUGCCUCAGCUUCACAAGAAGCAGCAUCUGCAGAAGCUCCAGCUGCUGCCACCGAGGCCGCUGAAUAAAAUCUGAAAGAGGAAGAAAGUUUUUUGUUUGUUUGUUUGUUUUAUUGUUUUGUUUUUAAAAGAAGGAAAAAAGAUAAUCAAAGAACAUUUCCCUGCUUGGAGAGACGCCAGCUCAUGGCUCUGAAGAACUUGUGUACAACCAGGGAUAUUUUAAAGCUUUUUCCUUAUUUUUGAUUUUUAGUUUCCAUUCCCCCCCCUUACACAAAACCCAUCUCAGCCCUUUGUUACUAGCGUUCCAGCAGGCUGUGGAGGUGGGUGGCUUCAAUAUGUACAAUUAAUUAAAUACAUCCACACUCUGCCAUAUAUUUUUACAUCAGUAUUAAGUUUUUUUUUUUAUACAAAAUAUAAACACAAUGGUAUGGACAUGCCCGUGGUAUGAAGGGGACCAGGGUUGAGUUGUAAAUGAAGGGUGGGAAGGGUUCAGGGAGGACAUUUGUGGAGUGGAGGUGGGGGAGGGGGAUAUCCUGGGAAAUGUGCUCCAGGCAAUAAUCGAGUAGUCAAGGCCGAGAUCUAUAUCCACCAAACGGUUUACAACACUAAAAUUGUUUUUUACAAGACAACAAGUCCCAGUUAGGUUUUUAGGAAGUCAUAUAAACUCAUAGGAGCGUUUCACUUCUCAUUAGCCGUCAGUGAUUCCGUAGAAAUACGAGUUGUAUAGGCUUUAUUGUUUAUUGCUGGUUUUAUGACCUUAAUAAAAAUGUAAGUAUGUAUAGGCGGGGGUGUUUUUAACUGUGAUUAUUGUACAAAAUGAAAUCUUGAUCUCAAGAAGCACAUAACUUUUGCUCUUUUUUCCACCCGCUCAUUUUUGUAUGAUAACAAAUACACACACAUACAGACAGACAUACAAACAAA
Messenger RNA from Archocentrus centrarchus (flier cichlid), 2001 nucleotides. RefSeq names its product myristoylated alanine-rich protein kinase C substrate a (gene marcksa). Gene Ontology annotation, cellular component: actin filament bundle; plasma membrane; cytoplasm. Gene Ontology annotation, molecular function: calmodulin binding; actin filament binding. Lineage: Eukaryota; Metazoa; Chordata; Actinopteri; Cichliformes; Cichlidae. The transcript is spliced from 2 exons. The record is from RefSeq and is a predicted model, not a curated record. The coding region runs from base 331 to 1149 and encodes 272 amino acids. Gene Ontology annotation, biological process: central nervous system development; actin filament organization.